Chelonia mydas (Green sea turtle) is the source of this 3205-nucleotide messenger RNA. RefSeq names its product methylenetetrahydrofolate reductase (gene MTHFR). Gene Ontology annotation, molecular function: FAD binding; methylenetetrahydrofolate reductase [NAD(P)H] activity. Gene Ontology annotation, cellular component: cytosol. The coding region runs from base 616 to 2613 and encodes 665 amino acids. NCBI's taxonomy places the organism in Eukaryota, Metazoa, Chordata, Testudines, Cheloniidae. The transcript is spliced from 12 exons. The record is from RefSeq and is a predicted model, not a curated record. Gene Ontology annotation, biological process: tetrahydrofolate interconversion.
CAUUGCAGGGGUGGAGCUGAAAGAAUAGGGGACACACAGAAUAGGCUCGGGGACACACAGUGAGCACCCAGAUCCCGAGGGAGCCCCGAGGCAGGACAGCGCGGAACCGGGAAGGGGGAGAUUUAGGGGAAAAGAGAGGGAGACUCCUGCCUUGAGCUGGGUGGGAAACUUGUUGUUCCGUCCAGAGGAAAGGUUUGAGAUUUCAAAAACGUCCCCUGUGCAGGACUGGCACAAAACGGUGAAAACCUGACAAUUUUCACUGAACUGAAAUUUCAUGUUUUGUUUUGGAAACUGAACCGGGGUGUUUCCCAAAUGAAAUGUGCUCCCAGGCUGGCUCCAUUGGACCAAGCCCUGACUGACUUCCAAGCAGGUUGGCAAGGAACCCAGCCUGGGAGCUGACAAGAAGCCUAUGCAGGUUGCCUACGAACUGUCCAGACAGUGGUAACUGAACUGUUCCUGUAAAAUGGCUCAAUUGAUGAAUCAGCAGAUUCUGAAACACCCCCUCCCCAGCUUCCCCCAAAAUGUUUAGUUUUUUUUAUUUUAGGGAAUCUUUCUGACCAGCUGUACUCCAGCCCUUAUGGGGAUAUCUUCAUCCUGGAGUAUGGGCAAAGGGGCAUGGACCCAGCCUCCCUAGGCUGGCAGCAGCUGCCUGUUUGGAAAGAGCGCAUCAUGGUCAACGAGGCCCACAGUGCCAGUUCCAGGUCGGAGGGCAGCAGCAGCGGCAGUGAGAGCUCCAAGGACAGCUCGCGAUGCUCCACCCCUGUCCUGGAUGCUGAGCGCCACGAGCGGCUGCGGGAGAAGAUGCGCCGGCGAUAUGACUCCGGGGACAAGUGGUUCUCCUUGGAGUUCUUCCCCCCGCGGACGGCCAAUGGUGCGGUCAAUCUGAUCUCCAGGUUCGACCGCAUGGGGAUGGGCGGCCCCCUCUUCAUUGAUGUGACUUGGCACCCGGCAGGGGACCCAGGCUCCGACAAGGAGACCUCCUCCAUGAUCAUCGCCAACACGGCCGUCAACUACUGUGGCCUGGAGACCGUCUUGCACAUGACAUGUUGCAACCAGACCAAGGAGGAGAUCACAGGGCACCUGCAGAAGGCCAAGCGUCUGGGGCUGAAGAACAUCAUGGCGCUGCGAGGAGACCCCAUUGGCGAGGAGUGGGAGGAAGAGGUGGAAGGCUUCAACUACGCCGUCGACUUGGUGAAGCACAUUCGCUGCGAGUUCGAUGACUAUUUUGACAUCUGCGUGGCAGGUUACCCCAAGGGCCACCCUGAAGCCGAGAGCUACGAAGCUGACCUGAGGCACCUGAAGGAGAAAGUCUCUGCUGGGGCUGACUUCAUCAUCACGCAGCUCUUCUUCAGGUCCGAGACCUUCCUCGCGUUCAUGAAGGACUGUCAGGCCAUUGGCAUCACCUGCCCCAUCGUACCUGGCAUCUUUCCCAUACAGGGUUACCAUUCUCUGCGCCAGCUCGUGAAGCUCUCCAAACUCGAGGUGCCGCAGGAGAUCAAAGAAGUGAUCGAGCCCAUCAAGGACAACGACGCAGCCAUCCGGAACUACGGGGUGGAGUUGGCGGCGUCCAUGUGCCGGGAGCUGCUGGACAGCGGCAUGGUGUCCGGCCUGCAUUUCUACACCCUCAACAGAGAAGUGGCCACCACUGAAAUCCUCAAACGUCUGGGCAUUUGGAAAGAGGACCCCAGGCGGCCUCUGCCCUGGGCAGUCAGCGCCCACCCCAAGAGAAGAGUCGAAGACGUCCGGCCUAUUUUCUGGGCCUCCAGGCCAAAGAGCUACAUUCACCGAACUCAGGAAUGGGAUGAUUUCCCCAAUGGCCGCUGGGGGAACUCUUCCUCGCCAGCCUUUGGCGAGCUGAAGGACUAUUACCUCUUCUACCUGAAGAGCAAGUCGCCGCGGGAGGAGCUCCUGAAGAUGUGGGGGGAGGAGCUGACGAGUGAGGAGAGCGUCUUCGAGGUGUUCACCUGUUACAUCUCCAGAGAGCCCAACAGGGAGGGGCACAAGGUGACCUGCCUGCCCUGGAACGACGACCCUCUCGCUGCUGAAACUAACCUCUUGAAGGAGCAGCUGGACAAGGUGAACAGAAGAGGAAUCCUGACCAUCAACUCCCAGCCAAACAUCAAUGGCAGACCGUCCACUGACCCCAUCGUGGGCUGGGGGCCCAGUGGGGGCUAUGUCUUCCAGAAGGCAUACCUGGAAUUCUUCACCUCCAGCGAGAACAUCACCGCGCUGCUUAAAGUGCUGAAGAUGAAGAAGUACGAGCUCCGAGUGAAUUACCACAUUGUCAACGUCCGGGGUGAAAACAUCACCAACGCUCCUGAUCUGCAGCCCAACGCCGUGACCUGGGGCAUCUUCCCAGGCAGAGAGAUCAUUCAGCCGACGGUUGUGGAUCCAGUUAGCUUCAUGUACUGGAAGGAUGAGGCCUUCGCUUUGUGGAUUGAGCAGUGGGCUAAGCUGUAUGAAGAGGAGUCUCCCUCUCGCAUGAUUAUCCAGUACAUCCACGACAACUACUACUUGGUCAACCUGGUGGACAACGAGUUCCCGCUGGAGAACUGCCUGUGGCAGGUCGUGGAGGACACUUUCGAGCUCUUGAACUGUCCCACGGAGCAGUGAGUCACAGCCGCUCACUCCGUCCAUCCACCCACUCACUGCAGGCAGCACAACUGCCAGGGGGCAAGAGGAGCCCGGCUCGGCAUGACAUGGAGCCAGACACUCCGCCCAAGGGCCACGUCCACUCUGCUCUCGCCUCCUCAUUGAGCCACGUUCUCUCGCCUGCUCUGCCCGAGGCACAUGCUCGUCUCUCCCAGAGCGAGACUCCAUCAGGGGCUUCCCAACACCCCUCUCUGUUACAAACGAAACGUGUCCCACUGUCUGUUUUCAUAUGCUAAUGGCAGCUAGAACCACCUGAACCUCCUAGCAGAGCUGUAGGCUGCAUUCUAAGAAACGAUCGAGCUGCUUUUUCAGUGUCCUCUUCAGGGUUUGUUUCAAUGUGAUCCUAGUGGAGACUCACCCACUCACUGCAGCAGAGACAGCGUGCUGGGGUAGUUGGACACUACAUGGUCUAAAAGACUUGGUCAAGUUUUCUCCCAACCCCCCCCCCCCCUUUUGUUUUUUAAAGGAACGGGAAUAAGGGAAUUCUCCAGGUCAGUUUAAUCUUUAGUUUGGUGAUUAGGAAUUAAUUAAUAAAUAGCAGACACUAGGCAUG